Stegodyphus dumicola is the source of this 1357-nucleotide messenger RNA. RefSeq lists its product as uncharacterized. The record is from RefSeq and is a predicted model, not a curated record. NCBI's taxonomy places the organism in Eukaryota, Metazoa, Arthropoda, Arachnida, Araneae, Eresidae.
UUAAUGCAAAAUUAUGUUAACAAAUAAAAAUAUAAAAUACGUUUAUAUACAUUUUUACUGUUUAUGCAAGUAAUUUUGAUCAAACAAAUUUUUCUACGAAAUUUUGAUUAUUUACAUGGAAUCGAUUUUUUGCGAAAUGACGUAGGCGCAAAACUCCGCGAACUUUGACCUCUCAACUCUGAACCUACAUCAUUUUGGUUGAGUGCCCUGUGUGUAUCGCUUCAAAAGGAAUCACCUGCCAAAGCAAGUAUUUUUUCAAUUAAAUUUUUAUCUCUUUGCAUCUAUUGAUAUUUGCAUAUUUGAAUUACUAAUUUUUAUUUAUAUUAAAAUUUUUAUUUCUGUAACUUAGGAAUAUUUGUAAUUUCUUCAUAUUUCAGAAGUUAUUAAUAUUUAUUUCUGCAUUUUUUCCCUGUACUACUAAGCCUUUAUUCCUGUAUGUUAUCAGUGUUUUAGUUUGAUAUAUUGUUAGCUUAAAUUUAACAUCUCUUUUAAUUUAAAAAUAAUACAUUUAAUUUAAUAUUUGAUUUGAUUUAUUUAAUUUCAUUUUGUUAGGUUCUAUUUUUUCUUUGCUAUGGCUACUUCAUCAUUAAUGCAGAAAUUGAAAUACUUCAACAUGAUGACAGGAAUGUCAUUGAUUAAUGAUGAAGAAAAGGCAGUUAUUUUAGCAACAGAAGCUGGCUUGCUUCCGAAAAAAGAGGAGGCCCCACCUUGCCCAAAAUGUGGUCAUAAGAUGAAUGCCAAUUCCAGGAAAGAAGCAAAACUUGGCUGGAGAUGGAUUUGCAGCAACAGGAAUAGAGGCAAGUGUCCAGGAAUGGUUAACCCCGUUGCAGGCACAUUUUUUGAGGGGACCAAAGUUCCAGUCAGGGAGUGCAUGGUCUUCAUAUUCCUCUUUGUACUGGAGAUGAAUUUCACGUUUAUAAAGAUGAAUUUUAUGUCAUGGAGGAAAGAGCAGAAGUUGCCAGAAAUACGCGACGAAACAAUAUGCGACUUUAUGUCCUAUUGUAGAGAAAUCUGUGAGGUAUUUGCCUCUCAUCACAGUACACAACUUGGUGGAGCAGGUAAAACCAUUUUAGUUGAUGAGACAUUUCUUACCAAGCGUAAGUAUAACAGAGGGCGGGUUACCAAAAACAUGACAAUAACUGUUUUAGGAAUAUAUUGUCGAGAAGACAAAGAAGGGCUGUUUUUUAGAGUUAAUGGGAAAAGCAAGCGAGAUAUAUGGCCAUAUAUAAAGCAUCAUGUUCAUCCAGAAACUUCAGUCAUUUGUACCGAUUCAGCUAAACAGUAUAAAAAUGUUGAAAGCAUGUUCUCUGGAGCUGUUCACAAGACAACAAAUCACAGCAAAGGUAAUUAAAUCACU